GCCUUGCGCUCUCGCGAGAUUUAUCCUAUUCAUUCGCUGUCAGUUGUACGUGGCGACUGGGUCGUGCUGCUUCCCAGAAUUUCUUAACGAGUUUAAUGUUAAGUUUGGGAGCACGUUCAUGUGAUAGGAAUACAAGUUCUGGCGGCGUGCUGCCUUUGGAAAGAACAUCUGCGGGAUGGCAGAGAUGGAGUCUUCCCUGGAGCUGAGUAGCUCCUUCUCCGCCUCGUCUUCUCUCCCACCACCCCGUUCUCGCAUCUUUAAAAUCAUCGUGAUCGGGGAUUCGGGAGUGGGCAAGACUUGUCUCACGUUCCGCUUCUGUUCGGGACGGUUCCCCAGCAAGACAGAAGCAACGAUCGGGGUAGACUUUAGAGAAAAAAUUGUCGAAAUCGACGGGGAGCAAAUCAAGAUUCAGCUGUGGGACACUGCUGGACAGGAGCGGUUUCGGAAGAGCAUGGUUCAGCACUACUACCGAAAUGUUCAUGCGGUCGUCUUUGUGUAUGAUGUCACCAGUCUCUCCAGCUUUCAGAGUCUUCCCACGUGGAUUGAGGAGUGCCGUCAGCAUUCCCUAGGCAACGAAGUGCCCCGUAUUAUUGUGGGCAACAAGUGUGACAUGCGUGAUUGUGUAAAAGUCGGGACCGAUGCAGCACAGAAGUUUGCCGAUGUACAUGGCAUGCCAGUGUUUGAAACCUCAGCCAAAAACCCCAACGACAAUGACCACGUCGAAGCCAUCUUCAUGACUCUGGCUCAUAAGCUGAAAAGUCAGAAGCCACUAAUGUUAAGCCAGCUGUCGGGCGGGGACAGCACAGUGCAGCUGAAGCCAGAGCAGAAGCCAGCUGGAGUCUGUUGGUGUUGAAGAUGACUGAGGGGGCACAUCUUAACAGUUGUCAGCUCAUCUUGAGGGUCCACUUCCUGGUGAGCGCCUUGUAAGCUUCGAGAGUUAUUGUGGUUUAAGAGAAAAGGAGACACCCAAAGAGUUAUCAGAUAAAAACCACAAGUUAAUGACAGGCACGUGAGGCAUUUCCUUCCCCCUCAAUGGUUACUGCUUUGUCUUUGUACUGUAUAGCCUUACGCAGCGCUGUAAGUACCACUAGAAAUACACCACGUAGCAAUGAAGAUGUACCAUACGGCGAUUUGUUCCAACAGUCUCUUCAUUCUGGUAGAUUUAUAUUUUGGGGUAGGAUAAAAGCCAAUCUAUGAAGAAAUUGCUGUCACACAUAUAAUUUAAGCUUCUGAAGCACAUUCACAUUCAUCCUGUAGUGGAGAUGCCACUCGUGUGUCAUUCAAACCAAGUGUCCACCUUUAGAAAAGGGAAUUAUUUUAUACCUGGCUUAUUUAUUUAUUUUUUUGGUAGCCUUUUUCUUUUUUCUCCACCAUAUUGCAAGUAGAUUGGAUUGUCCAGAUGAUCUGUUUAUGCAGAUAUGUCUAUGUUAAAUGUAUUUCCUGUGUUGUGUUCUGAAAGCUUUGAGAAUGUUAGUCAGAACUGACCUGAUCAGUCUUAGGUUUCCCAGCUGGGACUGGGGGAAGACAUUUGUAAACUUGUGAAGGAGCGGUUAGGCCUCAGUAAAGCUUGGAUAUGGAGCAAGCUGUGAUGCUGAACAACAGGCCAACUGCAUUUUUUGGUAUGUCGGUGUGAAGAUCAGUGGUUUGUAUAAAUUACAGACUUGAGGUGAAGCUCUAAAGUUUACAUGAAAGUAUAACAAAAAAAUCAACAGAAAAUCAAGAUGGUUGUGGUAUCAUUUAAAGAUUCUGUCAUUCACAUAUUUCCACAGUCAACCAACCCAAUAGUUGGAAAAAUUGAUUUUUUUUUUUAAAUCAGGCAUCCCUUUGUUUUAAUUUUUUUCUAAAAUUUAUCAUAUUAUAUCUUUCUUUGGCUCACAUUUAACCAGUGAAAUUAACUAAUGUGAAUAAUUAAUGCACCAAUGAAGUGUUAAUAGUUAUCUCCUUAUAAAUUUAAACUAAUGUUACAUAAGUUGGUGCAACCAGUACAAAAACAUUCUUCUUUACUUACACUGGCUUCAAGGUCCAGUAUCAAGUGGGAAACUUCAGCUUACUUCUCAUCUUUACAUGGACACCUUUAAGCUCCUGCUGCUUGUGGAAUUUUAUAAUUUAAUUUUUUUAUUUUUUGAGAAUCGGUUGCCUGAGCCGCCAAUACACUAAGCCACCUACCUACUCAGAGCUCCAGUUCAAACAACAUCCAGCCUAAAGAACAGAAUGAUGGGAUUUGCAAGGUGGGGUUCAUACUGGCUCACAUUCUCAAGCAGAUGGAAGGAAGUGUGGAGUUUGAUGUGAUCAGUCAUCUCUCCGACAAAUUGUGCAUCCUUAAAGGAGCCACUGGGCCUCUUAAUCUGAAAAGAGAUUAAAAAAAAAGGGUUGCUGAGACUUUCCUAGUUAUAAUCAUACAGAAAACAAAAAAUGUUUUUGCUUCCUAACCCCUUGGACCCCCGUGGAGGGAGUGAUUCAUACUGUUAUGAUCCUGACCUUUCACUUGUCUUUGUGAUUUCUCAGUUGUGUUGCUGGCCAAGUUCCACAAAGGGGACUUGUGGUGGCCAUGCAGCUUUCACGUCAAUGCCAAGGUUCACAGCACCCUGGAUGAUGCUUGCAUGUAUUUAUUUUUGGACAGUUGUGCGUAGCACAGUAGCCAUUGGACAUCUCCCUUAAGUGGGCUGCAUCUGCAUUUUUUUUAAAGUGAUUUGUCAAUACUGACCUACACAUCUAAAAUAAGUUAGAAAUGUUAUGGAACAAGACCACGUGCUGCUAAAUUCUGUUAAUCUGAACAAACAGAGAUAGCUCCAUUGUAAGCAAGCACUUUAGAUGGUAUCCUAACAGGAAGAACAAUACUUGAAUUAACAAAAUUCUAGAUGUCAGUGUCAGCCGAGAAAGAAAAUAAAUUUAAAGGCUAGUGCCACCUUCCUGGAUGAUAAUUAGAUUUAAGAGAUUAUACAGUAACUGGCCGUGUGGUAAACUGCGUACUACCGGGACAUUUUCAGCAAAUGCUAUAUCACAAUUUAGAUUUGGUACGCGUUGCUUGAAGAUGUCUACAUCUUUACAUAUUCCGAGCCGUGCUGCACUCGGCUGGUGUGUUUCCAGCUCAGGUGGUUGCUUCCUUCUGGCUGCUGCCCUGAGACAUCGCUGGAGAUCUGAAUGGGCAUCCAGUCACAGACGUCUUCAGUAAAGUGGUGAGUGGGGAUUGUGAGAGUUCAUGGACAGCAGUUGAAAUCUCGAACAAUAACGAUUAUAAAAAAUCAGCAACUCCACGUUUACAUUUUAUGGUGAGUAAGAUCGUUUUUAACUUCAAGUAAUGUAUCUGAUACUGUUUGGUGGUAAUUUUCUUCAGUUGCUAUUUAUUUCUCCCCAGUUGUGUCGUGCUGGUAAAUUUCAUCUUUGGUGCCGAUUGGGAGAACUAAUUCAGAUAGUAAAUCACAAGCACCAUGGGGUGGACUUAAUGGUUAUCAUGGCCAAGCUUACGGAUCCCGAGUUACUUGUAAAGCAUUCAGUGGUGCCGUGUUGGACAGUGCAAUAUGUAGUAGGGUUGGCGUUAACAUACACUUCAAGCCUUAAAUGACACAGAGGAGUCACGCAGCUUCAUGAGGAGUCUUGUUACCUUGUGGAUUAUGUUUAGGAGGAAAAAUCUUUUUGGGUUUUUUAAUAUUUAAAAGUGAGGCCUUUUAAAUGCUUUACUAAUUUACAUACAUCUGACACAAAUGGAAUGAUCAGGGUACUCCGAGAGAAGACAGGAAUUAGCAGUGUGUAGCAUAUCAGACUGACCAAAUAAUAUAAUGCAGGAAAACAACUUCUUCUUCUUCCCAUAAUACUGACUCACAGAAUAAUAAAGAGUGAACCGCUUGUGAACCAAGAACAAUGCAAUUACUGUUUUACGUGUAAUUUCAACUUUAAUGUUUACAAAUAACUGUGCUCUUUUUAUUGUGCAAUAAAGUUUGAAUAAUUUAA
Molecule: messenger RNA, 3948 nt
Organism: Polypterus senegalus (gray bichir)
Lineage: Eukaryota; Metazoa; Chordata; Cladistia; Polypteriformes; Polypteridae
Gene: rab33ba
Product: RAB33B, member RAS oncogene family a
Exons: 2
Coding region: 176-853 (225 amino acids)
Biological process (GO): Rab protein signal transduction
Cellular component (GO): endosome; Golgi apparatus
Molecular function (GO): GTPase activity; GTP binding
Source: RefSeq, a predicted model, not a curated record